Messenger RNA from Entelurus aequoreus (snake pipefish), 1802 nucleotides. RefSeq names its product CTD (carboxy-terminal domain, RNA polymerase II, polypeptide A) small phosphatase-like a (gene ctdspla). The coding region runs from base 112 to 936 and encodes 274 amino acids. The transcript has 8 exons. The record is from RefSeq and is a predicted model, not a curated record. Gene Ontology annotation, molecular function: RNA polymerase II CTD heptapeptide repeat phosphatase activity. Lineage: Eukaryota; Metazoa; Chordata; Actinopteri; Syngnathiformes; Syngnathidae.
UUGGCGGCAUCGUGUCAUGCCGCAAAGCACGCCGGGAAGUGUAGUCAUGCGUGCGUGCGCACAGUGAUGUCGGCCCAGGACUAACAAGACGGCGCAGCGAGGCUCGUUUCCAUGGACAACACGUCCAUCAUUACUCAGCUCGCCAGGCCCAAAGACGAGGACAACAUCUGUCCCAGUCCCGACAAAGUGUCCAACAGCAGCCUGAAGAAGCAUCGCAGUCGCAGCAUUUUCAGUCCGUUCUUCUGCUGCUUCCGCCACUACCAUGAUCACCACGUGGAGGCGCCGCCCGCCAACAACAAGACGCACGCUCUGCCGCCGCCCCCCGAGGAGAACGGCGGUCCUCCGAAGUGUGAGCAGGUGCAGCUUGCUCAGCCUCCAGCCGAGUUCCUCCUGCCCGAGGUCAGUAUCGAAGACUAUGGCAGAAGCUGUGUGGUGAUUGACCUGGACGAGACGCUCGUUCACAGCUCCUUUAAGCCGAUCAGCAACGCGGACUUUGUGGUUCCAGUGGAGAUCGAUGGAAACGUUCAUCAGGUGUACGUGCUGAAGAGGCCACACGUGGACCACUUCCUCCAGAAGAUGGGGGAGCUCUUUGAAUGUGUCCUCUUCACUGCCAGCCUCGCCAAGUACGCCGACCCCGUGGCGGACCUGCUGGACCAGUCGGGGGUGUUCCGCGCUCGUCUCUUCAGGGACUCGUGUGUGUUCCACAGAGGGAACUACGUCAAGGACCUGAGUCGCCUGGGCCGGCAGCUCAGCAAGGUCAUCAUCGUGGACAACUCGCCCGCCUCCUACAUCUUCCACCCGGAGAACGCCGUCCCGGUCCAGUCCUGGUUUGACGAAAUGGCCGACACGGAGCUGCUGGAGCUGCUCCCCAUCUUUGAGGACCUCAGCAAGGAGGAAGACGUUUACAGCUUCUUACAGAGCCUGAAGGAUAGGUAGCAGGCCACACCCACACACCCACACACACACACACACACACACCCACACACACACACUCACACACGCACACAUUCUUGUAUUUCUUAACCUUCUUGAGACCGCCGAAAAAGGCCUACCUCUUUAGGACCACCCUUUCUAGAUAUAUAAAGAAGUGUAUUUACAACAUUAAUAAUAUAUACAUACUAUGAAAAUAUAAAAAAGCUUGUUUUGAAAAAUGAGUUGGAAUUUCACAAGAAAAAGGUCACAAUUUCACAAGAAAAACUUAGAUUGUUGGCAGUGUUAUAAUAAAAGUCGUCAUUUUACUCAACGCAAGUCAACAUUUUACAAGAAAAACUGAACACGUGUGCAGUAUUGUGAUAAAAGUUGGAAUUUUACUCAAUAACAGUCGCAAUUUUACAAGAAAAGCUUCAAAUUUGGGCGAUUUUAUGAAAACGAGUCGCAAUUUUACUCGACAAAAGUCACAAUUUUAUAAGGAAACUUAAACAUUUGGGCAAUGUCAUAAUAAUAAUUGGAAUUUUGUUGGGCAAAGUUAUGACAAAAGUCAUAAUUUGACUCAAAAAAUGUCACCGUUUUAUAAGAACGACAAAAAAAUUGGCAAUAUUGUGGUAAAAGUCAGUAUUUUAUAUGUCAUGUGUCACCAUUUUAGAAUAUGAUAGAAUAUAAAGUACUUUAUUGAUCCCUGGGGUAAAUUCAGCAAUUUUGCAUUAAAAAGUAAUUAUGGUACAAUAAAAAGUGAUAAUUUUACGAGAAAAUAUUGCAGUAUUACAGAAGGAAUAUGAGAAAUUGUUCCCAAUUUUAUAAGAAAAAAGUCGACACAUUGUGAGAAAAAGACUUAUUUUAGGUAUUACAUUUUUUUUUUUUUUUUU